Molecule: messenger RNA, 3226 nt
Organism: Oryzias melastigma (Indian medaka)
Lineage: Eukaryota; Metazoa; Chordata; Actinopteri; Beloniformes; Adrianichthyidae
Gene: she
Product: Src homology 2 domain containing E
Exons: 6
Coding region: 644-2125 (493 amino acids)
Molecular function (GO): phosphotyrosine residue binding
Source: RefSeq, a predicted model, not a curated record
UUCCUCUCCACCGCAUCACUUCACUUGGUCAGCAGGCUGCACGCACCGUCUCACACACCGGGAAUGGGAUCAUCACUGGAUUCAAAGAAAAACUUCCAGUUCUUUCGAUUCUACACUUUGCAGAAGUUGCUCUUCAAGCUGCAGGGAUAGUUGUUGCUGCAGGUGGGGGCUGACAGUGGCACAGACUGAGUCACAACUUCAGGAGUUUGUGGUUUCCAGGGAGUUUUGGAUUUAGGAAUCCGCGCAGGUUUGUUAACAGCUGGCUCUACAUUCAAACGUCACGAUAGCCAAAAAGUAGCCAAAUAACUGUGCGUAAAGUUGGUGGCAUUGAGGUUAGUUUGACAAUAGGUAGCCAAAUAACUGUGCGUAAAGUUGGUGGCAUUGAGGUUAGUUUGACAAAAAGUAACCAAAUAACUGUGCGUAAAGUUGGAGAUAAGGUUAGUCUGACAAAAAGUAGCUAAAUAACUGUGCGUAAAGUUGGUGGCAUUAAGGUUAGUUUGACCAAAAGAAGCCAAAUAACUGUGCGUAAAGUUGGAGAUAAGGUUAGUUUGACAAAAAGUAGAUAAAUAACUGUGCGUAAAGUUGUUUGUGUUGAUAUAUUACAACCUUAUUUUAUUCAACAAGUGUUAAUUUAACCCCAGUCAUGGCAAAAUGGUUCAGGGAUUUCCCCAUAAACCUGAAAAACGGAAACGAAAGGGUCCGCUCGGCCUCUGAAUCCGGUCCGCAAACUCGACCCAAACCCAAUUUUUCUCGGGAUAGCUUGAAAGGAAAUCAGCGUAAAGAUGGAGGAGUUGGGAGUUUGCUGACUGGGCGAAACAGGAAAAAUUCGGCCACUGAGCUGGGUCGCAACAACAGUGGUUAUGGUGGGACAGUUUGGGACAGUCUGACCAAUGGAAAAAGUCGCAAAAACUCCAAGGUCGAGGCUGGAGCCCCUGAUGAAAACCGCCAGGUGAAGUCUUCGAGCCUGGCGCAGGCGUACAUCAGCAGGAUGAUUAAAGUGGACAAACAGGACAAGACGCCUAAAGUGAAUGGGGGGACUGAACAGAAGCUGCCUGACAAUGACAAGGGAAAGGCAGACAUUAAAACUGCGCUGAUAAUCCUGGAGGACUAUGCAGACCCAUUUGAUGCUGAGAAAACCAAGGAGCAGAGAGAGGCUGAAAGAGCAGGGGUCAAUGAUGGGUACAUGGAGCCAUAUGAUGCUCAGGUUAUAAUCACAGAUGUCCGCCGCCGAGGCUCCAAAGACCUCCUGAAAGUCUGUGUACUCUUGGACAAAGGUCAGAGAGAGGUGAAGGGGGGAGAGGAGGGAACACAGUCUCCACCAAACAUUUAUGACACCCCCUACGAAGGCGGGCUGGAGGGCCACAGCGAGGGAGUGUGGAUCCCUGUCACACGACCAGAAUCUGAUGUCCGUCCGGCUGGGGAGUACGAGCUGCCAUGGGAGUGGAGAAAGGAGGACAUCGUCAGAGCAUUGUCAGCUCAGUUUGAGACUGUAGAUUGUUCACUUGGUAAAGAGAACACUUCAACCUCCGGCCGUCAGCAGCAGCAAACCCUCAGGCAGAGGAACUGGACCAACAAGGCUCUCGUCUCCACCUCAUCAUCAGCAUCCUCUUCUUUGUCCUUCCCAUCCUCUCCAAUUCUCAAACUCUCCCCUCUCACAUCCUCGCCUCUUUCUUAUCCCCCUCUGAAGCUCUCACAAUCCUCACCGUCAUCCAGCCCGACUAAGCUCUCCCCUUCAUCCCCAUCUUCUCCCAACACACCACUGGAUGGGGAGAUGGCGAAGGUGGACUCAAGCCUGCCUCUGGAAAAACAGUGCUGGUACCAUGGCAGCGUGAGCCGACAGCAGGCUGAGGCUCAGCUGCAGCGCUGCAGGGACGCCAGCUUCUUGGUGAGAGACAGCGAAUCAGGAACCAGCAAAUACUCCAUCGCUCUGAAGACCAGUCAGAGUUGCGUCCACAUCAUUGUAGCCCAGACUAAAAGUAGCAAAGGCUUGGGCUACACGCUGGACCAGAGCAGCUGUGUCUUCCCCAGCAUCCCUGAGCUGGUCUGCCACUACUGCACACACAGACUGCCAUUCACAGGAGCACAGCACAUGACCCUGCAGCAUCCAGUACCCAGGUCGCACUGAAUAUGCAUGAAGAACAGACACAUUGCGUCAGGCUCAAAAAUGCACAAAGACACACCACAUACACAGGCACAAAUGUGCACAAACACACUUGACACACACAGGCUCAAAUGGGCUGAAAAAAAAUUAAUAAACCUAACACUCAACUGCACACAGAAGAUAUACUUUGGAAGACCAGUAGGUUCAUAAUAUCUCUUUUGUGUGCCCCCUAGUGGUCAUUAUUGGACACUGUAGUAAAUUGAGACAGCGUUUGACUUUUGCCAGGAGAUUAAGCAAAAACACACGCCUUACAUGCAGCUGCAUGUAUGACUAUAAUGAAAUAAAAACACGUGCUGUUUUAUCCCAAGAUUGAAUAUUUAGUAUAACAAAGAAAACCCAUGUAAUGCAAUAACAAAACACCUGACAAAAUCAAUUUUUGCAACAGGGCUUAAGAAAAUACAUUUUCCAAUAAAAAGGUUUUAUCUGGAAUCAAUUGAAAUUUAGUCUCAUUUUGCAGCUACUGUGUUGGAGACAUAAUCUUAUUGAUCAGGUGAUUAGCACAAGUGCAGUGGGAGGAUUCCCAUAACUGUGGAAUACAAGGCAGAAAGUGAUGUUAACCAGGCCUGCUUUAAAUGUGAAGGCUUUGCUUUAUUAAUAUGAGGGAAGAAAAGGUGGAUUAACAAAACAGAUACAUGUUUUGUUGCAGAAACUUCAUAAAUGGGUUCUUGAUUUUCCUUAUUUUCUAACUGAGUAGAAUGAAAUGCAAUUGAAUGAAUUCCAAAAUGUUACUUUUUUUCCAUAUUUGGAUUUUUCCUUACAUGUUUUUUUUAUAUAAUUUCCCACUGUUUGAAACUUUUUUUAAGUAAAUCUUUCAUGUUGUUCCUCUCUCCAAUAUUUUGGAUUUGUUGGUUUAUCUUUUUUUUCCUUUAGGGUUUUUGUAAACAAGAAAAUUGUGUUUUAUUGUGAAAAAACAUGUAUGUCAAACCAUAAAAAUGUACCUUUGUCCAAAUAAAAUGGAAAAAAAUAUAAAAUAACUGUUGGAUAUUGUGAACGUUUCUAGCUUAAAGUGCUGUGUGCUGUGUAUCAUUAAUGUAAAUCAUUUAUUCAAUAAAGUUUAAUUGAAAU